This is a messenger RNA of Drosophila biarmipes, 3901 nucleotides long. Its product is annotated as organic cation transporter protein. The transcript is spliced from 8 exons. The coding region runs from base 662 to 2374 and encodes 570 amino acids. Lineage: Eukaryota; Metazoa; Arthropoda; Insecta; Diptera; Drosophilidae. Gene Ontology annotation, molecular function: transmembrane transporter activity. The record is from RefSeq and is a predicted model, not a curated record. Gene Ontology annotation, biological process: transmembrane transport. Gene Ontology annotation, cellular component: membrane.
UCGUCGUGUCGUCGUGUGAUGAACUUGAACGCCGCCACAGAACAGCCGCCCUUCGAACCGUCGACAGUCGCAUCGCACUUUCAGCACUCAGCGUUUGGCAAAUAGUGCGAACCAAGAGCAGGAAGCGUUGUGGUUCGUUCUUGCUGCGAGAAAAGACAAGCGGUGCGGUACAAGUGCGGUACGAGGCAUCCCAAAGAUCCCCAGAUCCCGAGAUUCUAAAACUCUGAGAUUCUUCGAUUCUGAGAUUCUUCGAUUUCGAGAUCCCGAGUUGCGAGGUGUGGAGGCGCUCGUAAAAUCAGACAGCAAAUCAGAAUUUUAUGUGUUAGUUUCCGUUUAGUGCGCUUUUGGCCGUAAAUUUAUUCCAAACUCAAAAGCGAAAUAAAAAAAAAAACAAAAAACAAACGAGGAACGUGCGACGGAUUUCCGCGCCGAAACAGACAGCCAACUGCGAAGACAAAAAGAGCUCCAGCAACAGGAAACGGGCUAGGAAGUCGCCAGCAGCCAGCAGCCAUCAGCCAUCAGCACUGCCAAUUGUGCAGCAAGACGCGUGCUGCAGGAUUGGCUGCGCCCCACAGCGGCAACACCAGCAGGAGCAACACCAGCAACACCAGCCACACCAGCGGCAACUUGUUUUGUCUAUCCUUAAGUUCCUUUGUGCAUCAUGCACGACUCCGGCAAACCGUCCCCCGCCACCAGCCCCACCAUCCCGCCCAAACAGCAGGCAGCGACGCUCCAGUCGCCGGCAGCGGCGGCGGCGGUCAGCGGACUGGACCCGGCGGACGACGAGGACGAGACCGACGUGAUCGGCGACCUGAUGGGCCACUACGGCAAGUGGCAGCUGCUGAUGACGGUGCUGCUGUCGCUCUUCCAGGUGCCCAAUACCUUCCACAUAUCCUCGUCCAUCUACCAGGCGGCCAACAAGGAUUUCUGGUGCCAGCGACCGGCGCAAUUUCAGCAUGUGCCAGUGGAUGUCUGGCGGAAUAUUAGUGGUUCCGUGGACAACUGCCAGAGGUGGGAGGGCAUCGAUUGGAGUCAGGUUUCCAAUGAGACCGCGGUGCCUCCGGAGUGGAAGAAACCUCUGGAGGUGGAUAGGAAAUUGGUGGCCUGCGAGAAGUGGGAGUACGAGACCAACGACAACGUGGGCAACACCUGGACCUCCCAGUGGGAUCUGGUGUGCGAGAAGGAGCACCUGAAGAACGUGGCCGAGAUGUUCUUCCUGCUCGGCGUGGCAACAGGUGGCAUUAUCUCCGGAUAUUUAUCGGACAAGUUCGGUCGCAAGACAAUGCUCUUCAUAUCGGCCGUGCUGCAGACCAUAUUCGGUCUUGGGCUCUACAUCUGCAGCUCCUUCGAGCUAUAUCUCACACUUCGCGCUCUGCUCGGCCUGGUAUCGGUGUCGGUGACCUACUCCGGCCUGAUCCUGGCCAUCGAGUACGUGGAUGGCAAGUGGAGGACCAUCGCCGGGAUGUACAACCUGUUUCCACUGCCAAUCUCCUACAUGAUCAUAUCGGGCCUGGCCUAUUUGACCCAGGACUAUCAACGCCUGCAGCUCUGCAUUGGAAUUCCGGGGAUUUUUCUCUGUUUCCUCUGGUUUGUGGUGCCGGAAUCGCCGCGCUGGCUGCUGGUCAAAGGUCGAAUCGAUGAGGUGCGUCGGAUCAUUGAGGCGGCGGCCAAGUUCAAUGGUCGCCAGCUGCCCGCCGACUAUCAGCUGACUCCUCCCACGCAGGAGAGCAGUUCGCAGGAUGUGACCUACCUGUUCCGCUCCAGCUACCUGCGACGCAUCUCCAUCUGCUUCUUCUGCAUCUGGUUCACCAUGAACCUGGUCUACUAUGGCAUUAUACUCAACAUGAGCUCCUUCGGCGGCAAUGUCUACUUGAAUUCGGCGCUAGCUGGCCUAGUCGAAAUACCCGCCAUCGCCGUGGCCAUGUACAUCAUCACCAAGGUGGGCAAGAAGUGGCUCUUCUGCGCCACUUUGAUCUGUGCCGGCGUCGCCUGCUGCUGUGCGGCCAUCACCGAGGGUCAAGCGGAUCUGCUCUGGCUGAAGAUCACAUUCCUGAUGAUGGGCAAGUUCACCAUAAGUGCGGGCAACACCAUAAUGCCGGUAUACACGGCGGAACUCUAUCCCACGCCCAUUCGCAAUGUGGGCGUUGGGGCCUGCAAUGUGGCCGCCGGCGUGGCCCUGAUCCUCACCCCCUACCUUUCGCUCCUGAACAAGAUUGAGGGUCACCUGCUGAUGACCCUGCUGACCGCCUGGAGCAUCUUUGGUGGCUUCGUGGUGCUCUUCCUGCCCGAGACCGCGGUGCGUUCAAAGGGCGACAACCAGGGCGGCUCCCAUGCCAGUGCCAAUGCCAAUGCCAGUGCCGCCAAGCAGGUGUAAUGACCGCUAAUGCCAAUCCCCACGUGCUCAGCCCCCGAGGAACAAAGUAUUUUGGCUGGUCCAAAGUAUGCCGAUUAGAGGUCAGAAGGCUUUCUCUGCCCCCCACUUAACCACGCCCCCUCCAACCUGCCACGCCUCCCGACAUAUCCACCGCCUGAAGCCACCUACAAUUUAUGGUAACGAUUCGACGAUUGUCCACGAGUAAUGCCAAUUCGCUAGAGAAUGUCACAUGUCAGGCAGGACCUUGUUUGCGUAGCUUGUAGUGAGUAUGUAUCUUAACAAUUAACUAACAAUGGCUUGUAGCUUAUGUCGUAGUCUAAGUACUGAAAACACACACAACACCCGGAAUGUCAUUAAAAGCAACUCUAAGUAGAUUAAGUUCUUCGGUUCCCAUCGAAGGUAAUAAACUUGGCCAAAUCUUAGGGAGGGCUUGCAAGGGGAGUUUACUAAGUUAUUUUUGUUAAAAUAAUUUUAAUUUCUAUACGAAAACAAAUACAUUUUAUUCUACAUUUUAAUAUUCAGAUACAUUUUUAAAGCAUUACUCCAUCAAUAAUUUGCACCUCCCUAGGAAAAGUUUAUGAAAUGGAAAUUUUUGAAAUACCCAGUUAACCACCCUGAAUACAGAGCGUUGCAAUAACUGUGUGCUAAUUUAAUUAAAAACGAAUCAAAGCUCACACAAAGAGAAAUCAAGAAAAACACAAAUUAUAAUGUUGUCAAUAUCUCAACGUAUUCAUAAUCUCGUCGUCGUCGUCGUCGUCUUCUUGUUGUCUAUUAAUAAAUGUUUUCCAAAUACGAGAUCAAUAAGCAAAGUAUCUAAAUCUUCCAGGGAAAUGAGAAUGGCAGAUUCAAGCGACAAAUUGUAAUCUCUAGUAAUUGUAGUCAAUUAAUCCUUAGUCUACAGGUACCCCAAAAGAAAACUUAUAUACAACAGAUCAGUCUCUAGGUAUGGGUCAAUUAUGGAUUUGUAUAUACGUAUGCCUGUCAUACAAGGAGUUUUAUUGUUUGGAGUCAUAUUAAACAAUAUAUGUAUGUAUAUGAAAUGAACAAAAUAAAUUUCCAAUAUAAUGCAUUUAACAAUGUAUACAAUUAUGUGUAUAUGGAUAUGUGUGCGUUUGUGUAUGUAUAUGUAGUGCAGAAAACAAAAAAAAAACAAUCAAAUUAGAAAAUGCAAACCUGUUGAAUUACUUGUUGUACUUACCUACCAAGUUGUUAUUUGCUCAUUUGGAUUUGGUACUAUUUUCCGUACUUUUAUUUCGCUUAUUUUAUGGUUAUUUUUUUGUUGCCUAUUGUACUUACCCGCUAAGAUGAAACCAGCUUUGUUAUGUACUUGUCAUAAGUAAGAGAUUUUUUUAAGCUUCAAAACUAAACGGAAUACCCGAAUCUAAAACAAAAUGAAAUUAAUUGUUAAGUUAAGUGUUGGGACGAAGCACUUGAAUAAAUUUAUGAGAAUUGUUGUAAAUCAAAAUUACCAAAGCAAACGCAAUUAUAGUGUCAAAAUAAAGUAUAAAUAAAUAAAUAAAUUCGGAA